UCAAACAGAUUGGGUGAGUGAAAACCGGAAAACCGGGUACUGGGUAGUUGCUAAAUAGACCCAGAGAUUAAAAAAUGGUACUCCUCGAGAUAAAUCCUCUACUCAAAGCAAUCAAAAUCUGGGGAAAGAAAUAAAUAGGUGGGAGGAAUCUUACAGCGUCAAAAAUCGGGUGUGCUGUUGCUUUUCCACCAGAAAUCUUAGUGCCCCAGUUCCAUCUGAAAACCCCCGAAAGCCAAGCAAUUGCCAGCUUAUUUCUUGUGGUGUUUUGUGAUCUGUAGAUUCAAGGGAACUCACUUUUUUCUCUUGGGUUUUAAGGAUUUCAUGCUAUUAGGAGUAUAAUAGCGCGGAUUACUUAGUGGGAACAGUUAAUAGUUUGUACUAAUCCCCCUGCUUCCUGUUGAUCUGUGAGUGGAAGCCAUGACUGACAGAGUAUAUCCUGCAAACAGGCCAGGGGUACAGAAUCUGAAUGGAGCUUACACUAAGGGUCAGGCUUAUGGAGCUUCAUUGCCCCGAUACAGACCACAGCCUGCAAAGCCGAAGAGAAGCAGGGGCUGCUUGUGCUGCCUCUGGAUUACUGCAAUUAUAGUCAUUCUGAUUUUGCUUGUGGCCAUUGCUGCUGCUGUGUUAUGGCUGCUUUACAGGCCCCAGGAGCCCAAGUUUUCAGUGAGUUCAUUGCAGAUCUCCAAAUUGAGUGUUACCAAGAGUACCCAUCUCGCAUCUGAAAUCCUCCUGCAGUUAACUGCUAAGAAUCCCAAUAAGAAGGUCACAUUUGAUUAUGAUGAUUUCAAUGUUCAGAUCUCAUCAGGUGAUGCAGAUCUGGCAGAUGGGUCUGUCCCUGGUUUCUUCCAGGGGAAGAAGAACACCACCAUUGUCAAGGCUGAUCUCAAAACCCAAGAUUCAGUGCUUGCUGCAUCAGAUGCCACAAAGCUCAAAUCAGCUCAAUCAAAGGGGAAGAUGACAGUGGACGUUAAUCUAGAUUCCCAUAUCAGAGCCAAGCUGGGGAAAUGGAAGACCCAGAAGAUUAAAAUCAAAGUGAAGUGCAGUCAGGUUCCUGCUGUCAUUUCCAAGACCAAAAAGGCCUCCACCAGUACAGAUUCCAAGUGUGAUUUCAGUGUCAAGUUCAAGAUCUUCAAGUGGUACAUAUGAGUAUAAUGUCAGUGCAGAGAAAAAGAGAUGAAAUGGUGCAUGGUUACAGAUCCAGUGAUUGAAAGGUAAUAAAUGGAAGUUUUGGAGCCAGGACAUGGAGAAUGCUAAGGAUUUUGUAAGAUUUAGGUAUCAUACUGGGGAGAUCUGAUGCAAGGGAGUGCAAACUACAGUAGAUUGCAGAAUAUUGGUAGUCUUUACUUCAUUUUUUUAUUUGUUUGCUAUUGUUGUGUGGAAUGGAACAGAUAUUGUAAUGUUAUGUACAGUGUUUCCCUGUCAUAGUGAGAAAUCUUCUGGCUUUGUAGAUGGAGAAUAGGUACUCUACAAAAUAAUUGUGUCUGUAAGGAGUAGAUGAACUCUGUAAAAUCUCUUCCUGAUCUCAGGUAGCAGACAUAUUUGUCCUUUGCAUCUGACAUAAGAUAUUCAUAUCAUGAUGCCCAUGAUGUUGUUCAUUUAUUGAAAAAAACAAAUUAGCUUCA
This is a messenger RNA of Cryptomeria japonica (Japanese cedar), 1622 nucleotides long. Its product is annotated as NDR1/HIN1-like protein 2. Gene Ontology annotation, cellular component: plasma membrane. The record is from RefSeq and is a predicted model, not a curated record. The transcript has a single exon. Lineage: Eukaryota; Viridiplantae; Streptophyta; Pinopsida; Cupressales; Cupressaceae. The coding region runs from base 418 to 1146 and encodes 242 amino acids.